AUUUCAUUCAAAAAUGUUUCACAAAUGUCCAUAUGGUUCAUUAAUAUUUUCAAUGUUGUUUAUCAGUGGUGUUAGUAUCAAUAUUUUUUGUAUAAUAAAAUUGACCAAUAUUUAUUCAUUAUUUGCCUAUGAUAUGUUGAAACGAAAAGAUUAUUUUUGGAUCAAAGAUAUUAGAAUCAAUUUGAUUGUUUUUUAUACAAUCACAAUGUUAUUGAUAUGCUAUAAUUUGGUCAUUUCAUUUCGAAUAACAAUCAAUGCAAAUAAUGCUAUUGAUACACCUUUAACAAAGAAAAAAUCUAAACGUAUUUAUUGUCUUGAUUCGGGAAUCAUACAGAAAAUUGUUUUUGCAAUCAAUCAAUUUAUUAUGAUUACAUUUUUUAUCGUAACAAUGUUGAUUAUGAUUGAAUAUUUUGUUGUAUGGACAUUAACACAUCUUUGUACGGAAGGAUCUAAUGUUAUGCGAUUAAUGCCACAAGAUCAAUAUAAAACUGAUCGUUUACCAGGUCAAUUGGGACAAUUUCUUGAUUUAAGAGAAUUUGCACCAAUCAUUGGUCUACGUAUGAAUGAAACACAAUUUCUUUAUUUUGAAAAUGAUCGAUUGAAAAUGUUUUGCGAUGAUUAUGUUUCUAUUUCAUAUCUUUACAGUAUAAUUUUUUUCAUUUCAUCAACAAUUACCUAUUAUUCAUUGGUACAAUUGAAUAUUUUAUUAGCCAGUAAUAUUAGUAAAGAUUCAAUACGAAAAGAUUUUCAAGAUGUAAUGUUUCUUUAUUUUAAUGAUGUAGCAUUGGUUAAUUCUGAACAAAGAAAAUGAAUUGAAAGCAACAAUAAUAAUAAUAAAUUAAUAAAAUUCCUAAAAC
Dermatophagoides pteronyssinus (European house dust mite) is the source of this 857-nucleotide messenger RNA. RefSeq lists its product as uncharacterized. The record is from RefSeq and is a predicted model, not a curated record. Lineage: Eukaryota; Metazoa; Arthropoda; Arachnida; Sarcoptiformes; Pyroglyphidae.